ACCAGGUCGGGGGCGGGGCUGGCCCGCGCCUCUCCCCUGGUCCCCGCACCCUGGCCGGCGGCUGCGAGCGCAGGGCCCGGCCCGGGAGCCGCUGGAGCAGGGCCCGCAAUGGAGGCCGCAGCCCCGGGUCGCGCCCAGCCCUGAGCGCCCCCGUCGGCGGCCAUGCUUCCCCGAGGGCGCCCCCGGGCGCUGGGGGCCGCCGCUCUGUUGCUGCUGCUGCUUCUGCUCGGAUUCCUCCUGUUCGGUGGGGACCUGGGGUGUGAGCGCCGCGAGCUGGGCGGUAGAGCUGGGGCCCCGGGAUGCUCCCCCAGCCAGCUAAUGCCACGUGUCUCCCCAGACUGGAGGCUGCGGGGAGCCGCCGCCCUCGACGGAGACCCUCUGGCCGGACCCAGGGACCGCAACCCCUCCGACUGCGGCCCGCAGCCGCCGCCGCCGCCCAAGUGCGAGCUCUUGCACGUGGCCAUCGUGUGUGCGGGGCAUAACUCCAGCCGACACGUCAUCACCCUGGUGAAGUCCAUGCUCUUCUACAGGAAGAAUCCACUGCACCUCCACUUGGUGACUGACGCUGUGGCCAGAAACAUCCUGGAGACGCUCUUCCAUACAUGGAUGGUGCCUGCUGUCCGUGUCAGCUUUUACGAUGCCGAUGAGCUCAAGCCCCAGGUCUCCUGGAUCCCCAACAAGCACUACUCCGGCCUCUAUGGGCUAAUGAAGCUGGUGCUGCCUGGCACCCUGCCCGCUGAGCUGGCCCGCGUCAUUGUCCUGGACACAGACAUCACCUUCGCCUCUGACAUUGCUGAGCUCUGGGCACUCUUUGCUCACUUUUCUGACACGCAGGCGAUCGGUCUCGUGGAGAACCAGAGUGACUGGUACCUGGGCAACCUCUGGAAGAACCACAGACCCUGGCCUGCCUUGGGCCGGGGAUUUAACACAGGUGUGAUUCUGCUGCGGCUCGACCGGCUCCGGCAGGCUGGUUGGGAGCAGAUGUGGAGGCUGACGGCCAGGCGGGAGCUCCUUACCCUACCUGCCACCUCACUGGCCGACCAGGACAUCUUUAACGCUGUGAUCAAGGAGCACCCAGGGCUGGUGCAGCCUCUACCCUGCGUCUGGAAUGUGCAGCUGUCCGACCACACACUGGCUGAGCGCUGCUACUCUGAGGCGUCUGAUCUCAAGGUGAUCCACUGGAACUCACCAAAGAAGCUUCGGGUGAAAAACAAGCACGUGAAGUUAUUCCGCAAUUUCUACCUGACCUUCCUGGAGUACGAUGGGAACCUGCUGCGGAGAGGGCUCUUUGGGUGCCCCAGCCAGCCCCCGUCUGGUGCUGAGCAGUUGCAGCAAGCCCUGGCACAGCUCAAUGAGGAAGACCCCUGCUUUGAGUUCCGGCAGCAGCAGCUCACUGUGCACCGCGUGCACGUCACCUUCCUGCCUCAUGAGCCACCACCCUCCCAGCCUCACGAUGUCACCCUUGUGGCCCAGUUGUCCAUGGACCGGCUGCAGAUGUUGGAAGCCCUGUGCAGGCACUGGCCGGGCCCCAUGAGCCUGGCCUUGUACCUGACAGACGCAGAAGCCCAGCAGUUCCUGCGUUUCGUUGAGGCCUCCCCAGUGCUCGCUGCCCGGCAGGAUGUGGCCUACCACGUGGUGUACCGUGAGGGGCCCCUGUACCCUGUCAACCAGCUCCGCAAUGUGGCCUUAGCUCAGGCCCUCACACCUUACGUCUUCCUCAGUGACAUUGACUUCCUGCCUGCCUAUUCUCUCUACGACUACCUCAGGGCCUCCAUUGAGCAGCUGGGGCUGGGCAGCCGGCGGAAGGCAGCGCUGGUGGUGCCAGCAUUCGAGACCCUGCACUAUCGCUUCAGCUUCCCCCCUUCCAAGGUGGAGCUGCUGGCCUUGCUGGACGCAGGCGCUCUCUACACCUUCAGCCUGGCUUCCAUCCGACCCUGCCGCACAGGUACCACGAGUGGCCCCGGGGCCACGCACCCACAGACUAUGCCCGCUGGCGGGAGGCUCAGGCCCCAUACGGUGUGCAGUGGGUGGCCAACUAUGAACCCUAUGUGGUGGUGCCACGUGACUGUCCCCGCUAUGACCCUCGAUUUGUGGGCUUCGGCUGGAACAAGGUGGCCCACAUCGUGGAGCUGGAUGCCCAGGAAUAUGAGUUCCUGGUGCUGCCCGAGGCCUUCACCAUCCAUCUGCCCCACACUCCAAGCCUGGACAUCUCUCGCUUCCGCUCCAGCCCCACCUAUCGUGGCUGCCUCCAGGCCCUCAAGGACGAAUUCCACCAGGACUUGUCCCGCCGCUAUGGGGCUGCUGCCCUCAAAUACCUCCCAGCCCUGCAGCAGCCCUGGAGCCCUGCCCGAGGCUCCUGAGGCUGCCCCUCUGUGCACUGGGCAGACACCAGGGCAACCCAGCCUGCCCUCCGCUAUCCCUGCUAUUUAAAUUAUUUAAGGUCUCUGGGAAGGGCUGGGGAGGAGCAUCUGUGGGGUGGGGUCUUCCCCUUGCUGCUAUUGUAUGGCUGGGGUCUGGCCUCCCUCUGCCCCAGACAGUUCGGGGCUGGUUCCCCCAACUUCAAUUGUUCAUCCCUUUUUCAUAAUUAAAGUUUUAAAAAAUC
Molecule: messenger RNA, 2602 nt
Organism: Cebus imitator (Panamanian white-faced capuchin)
Lineage: Eukaryota; Metazoa; Chordata; Mammalia; Primates; Cebidae
Gene: LARGE2
Product: LARGE xylosyl- and glucuronyltransferase 2
Exons: 14
Coding region: 163-2430 (755 amino acids)
Biological process (GO): protein O-linked glycosylation via mannose
Molecular function (GO): xylosyltransferase activity; glucuronosyltransferase activity
Source: RefSeq, a predicted model, not a curated record